CGUCCUGCUUGUUGUUACAUCAUGAGCGACGCUGCGACCCACGCCGUGGCUGGAGCGGCCGGUGGAUGCGUGUCUCUAGCCAUCACCUAUCCCCUCGUCAACCUCUCCACACGCAAAGCGGUCAAGUCAGAGGAGGGCCAUGACACGAUCGUCGCCUCACUCAAGCGCAUCUACGCCCGUGAAGGCAUCGCAGGGCUGUACUCUGGUCUCGAAAGUAGUCUCCUCGGCAUGGCCUUGACCAAUGGGAUAUACUACGCGUCAUACGAACGCGUUCGGGCGAUCAUGCUGAAGCGAAAAGAAGGGGCAUUGACCACGGCACAGGGCAUCACGGCGGGAUUGAUUGCGGGCAUUACCACUUCCAUGAUCACCAAUCCUAUCUGGACGAUCCAAGUAGCUCAAUCGACCCGCGGAAAAGAAUCCAUCGCCGUCGCCGCUCAACGUAUCUACAACGAAGCAGGCGUCCUAGGCUUCUGGCGAGGGAUCGGACCGGCCCUCGUGCUGGUGCUCAACCCGGUGAUCCAGUACACUACGUUUGAACGACUCCUCGCCCUCAUCCUCACCCUCCGCAAGUCCCCUACGAGGAGCUCUCUGACCAGCUUGGAUCUAUUCAUCCUCGGCGCUGCCAGCAAGUUGAUCGCGACGGGUAGCACGUAUCCAAUCAUCGUGGUCAAAUCACGAUUGCAGGCUGCAACACACAAAUACAAGUCCUCCCUCCACGCCAUCCUUCACAUCCUACGCAAAGAGGGUUUACACGGUCUCUACGCUGGACUCGUUCCCAAGCUCGUCCAAUCUGUUCUCACCGCGGCGUUCAUGUUUGUUGCCCAGCGGCGCAUCUACGAGAUGUUACGGGCCAUCUGA
Messenger RNA from Kockovaella imperatae, 858 nucleotides. RefSeq names its product mitochondrial carrier. Gene Ontology annotation, cellular component: peroxisomal membrane. Lineage: Eukaryota; Fungi; Basidiomycota; Tremellomycetes; Tremellales; Cuniculitremaceae. The transcript is spliced from 8 exons. Bases 22 to 858 code for a protein of 278 amino acids. The record is from RefSeq and is a predicted model, not a curated record. Gene Ontology annotation, molecular function: coenzyme A transmembrane transporter activity; FAD transmembrane transporter activity; ADP transmembrane transporter activity.